AUGCCCUCGUCACCCACUACAAAGCGCCACCGCACCCUCUCGUCCAUCUCGUCUCUCCCGCCGUUCAUCCCGCAGCGCACUUCGCGACACCCAUCUCGCCUCGCCCUUCUCGUCUUCCUCGGCGCGGCACUCGCUCUGACGACCUACGUUGCGAAUGCGAAGGGCGGAAUGCGGGUGUUGCGAUCUGGAGAGGCGAUGGAGGAACCGGUAUGGCCCAUGGAGGGAGUGCGAGAAGAGGCUGUGAUGGGCUCAUCAAGAGCGGAUGAGGGGCUGCGAGGCGGACGAGCGCAUUCGAGCGUGCGUGUUGGAGCGCCCACAGGGGCGCAGAAGCAGCGGGAAGCGGUGCGAGUUGCAGGAGAAGCGAAUCUGGCGGACGUGCGGUUAGGCGGUCUCGCAAAGCCUGCACGACGACCCAAGACGAAGCAGUUGCCAGUCUGCAAGAAGACAGUGCUCUUCCGCUUCGCCGGCCGGCACGGUUUCGGUUCCGAAGUCUCUCUCCUCCUCCGCGUUGCCUCAGUCGCCCACCACUACGGCUACACCGUCUUCCUCGACUCUACAUCCUGGAACUACGGUUCCUGGUCGUCCUACUUCUCCCUCCCUCCCUCCUCCUCCUUCCCUGCCUCGCCCUUCGCACCCCUCGAUCCGCACGCCCCGUGUCGCCCACCUUCCCCACAAACAAAACGCUACAAGCUCUCCCUCACGCCGGACGAAGCUCGCGCAUUCGCGCUCCACCCACUCGAACUCGACGCCUCGUUUCGCCCGAAUUGGGCAAAGAGGAACCACGUUUAUUGGUUACGGGAUGUCGAUGGGUUAGACGCGACGUUCCUUCGACUUUUUGUCGACCAGUCACAGCUGGAGGAACUGCAUCGGGCAGAUCUGCGAGCGUUGGAAGCGCUCGAGGAGGGUCAGGAGAGACCGGCGUUCCUUGGUGCGGAGGAGACGCUCCCUCGUGUCUUUGAAGACGCAUUCGAGCGGAUGAGUAGGCUAGUCGGGCAGGCUUGGACGCCGAAUGAGGAGGUAAAGGCGAUGGUAGGCGAGUUGGAGAAGCGGUUGGGCGUGAGCGGCGCGGAGAAUCCAGGGAAGGGGAAGAGGCCGGGCGAUUUGCUUGUUGGCGUGCAUGUUCGACUCGGCGACAAGUUCCUCGAAGCCGACCGAAUCGGUCCCGCCUCGCUCUCUCCCUCCUCGUCGCCUCCUCCGCCACCAGAGUCAGCACCAGGUCUGACCGACGACUUGACAACGUCGUACUACGCCGCCGCAGUCGGCAGUAUCAACUCGCUCCUCUCCCUUCCCUCCUCCUCUCCCUCCAAGUCGCCACAGACAACCGCAGACCGCAUUCGCGCCCUCUUUGCCCUCUCAGCUCCCUGGUCUCGCAUCGCCUCCGAAGAAGACCAAGGAGAGUCCCGCCCGACGCUGGCGCUCAUGUCCGACGACCCGCAUGCGGUCGAGGCGUUUCGGAAACAUCCUAUGGGAGCGAGGUUUAGGGUUGUUGGGACUGCGGAGAUCGGUGCUUCGGUGGUGGCGGCGCAGGAGGAGGAGAGGGAGAGGCGGGGGAGGAGGGGGAAGAGGGAUGGGAGGCAGGAGGUGAUGGAGAAACGGAGGCCGGAGUUUGAAGGGGUCGGUGUGGGUGGAGGGCGGGCGGGGCAUGGAGCGGGAGGAGGGCAUGGGAGGAUGCAGGCUGUUCCGAAGACUAAGGCGAGAGUGCCGGAUGGGUUUAACGAAACAGCCUUCAACCGCCUCCCCCUCUCGACUCGCAUCUCCUCAGCUCGCCUCUUCGUCCGAGACCUAACAGUCCUCUCGUCCCGAGCCGACGCGCUGGUCGUCACUGGCUCGAGUAACGUUGGGAGAUUGAUGAUGUUGCUUUUUAAGGCGCGGAGGAGGGAGAAGGGGGAAAGGAGGGGGGAGGUUAGGAGUUUGGAUACGAGGUGGUUCCCAACCGCUCGCUUCGCCUAG
Rhodotorula toruloides NP11 is the source of this 1950-nucleotide messenger RNA. RefSeq lists its product as uncharacterized. Bases 1 to 1950 code for a protein of 649 amino acids. Gene Ontology annotation, biological process: protein N-linked glycosylation. The record is from RefSeq and is a predicted model, not a curated record. The transcript is spliced from 5 exons. Gene Ontology annotation, molecular function: alpha-(1->6)-fucosyltransferase activity. Lineage: Eukaryota; Fungi; Basidiomycota; Microbotryomycetes; Sporidiobolales; Sporidiobolaceae.